This is a messenger RNA of Moesziomyces antarcticus, 1098 nucleotides long. Its product is annotated as ATP synthase F1 gamma. Gene Ontology annotation, biological process: proton motive force-driven ATP synthesis. Gene Ontology annotation, molecular function: proton-transporting ATP synthase activity, rotational mechanism. Lineage: Eukaryota; Fungi; Basidiomycota; Ustilaginomycetes; Ustilaginales; Ustilaginaceae. The record is from RefSeq and is a predicted model, not a curated record. The coding region runs from base 1 to 1098 and encodes 365 amino acids. The transcript is spliced from 3 exons.
AUGGCUAUGCUUCCUCGCGCCGCGCGCCCCGCCAUGGCCGCCAUCCACUCGGCCGCCCCCGUCGCCAUCGCCGCCCGCGCCGGAUUCCACUCGUCCGCCUCCCAGGCCGCCCCUCUCCGCGAGACCGAACAGCGCAUCAAGUCGGUCAAGAACAUCGAAAAGAUCACCAAGGUAGGUUACCAUCGCAUCACGCCGUCUCUCCGCCAAGCGCCAAGCGCCAUACAACCAGCAUUCCCCAACCAGCAUUUCUACGACCGACCCGCACUCCGCCCUUGCAGCCGCUCCUACAUCCCGCGGUCAUCCCACCCCGCACCACAUCCUCAGCGCACCUCCAUGAAGAUGAUCGCCUCCACCAAGCUCAACAAGGCCCAGCGCGCCAUGGCCGCUGCCAAGGCCUACGGUGACGCCAACAACGAGAUCUUCAAGAACUCCGAGGCCGUCGCUCCCGAGGGUGGCCGCCAGCUCUUCAUCGUCGUCUCCUCCGACAAGGGUCUCUGCGGCGGUAUCCACUCCUCCGUCACAAAGCGCACCAAGGCCGAGUUCAACAAGAUCGGUGCCGCCGCCGGCGACGCCAACUCCUCCGAGGGCCCCGCCAUCAUCGUCCUCGGCGAAAAGUCCAAGGCCCAGCUCGGCCGCGCGCUCCCCAAGAACAUCUCGCUCUCCUUCAACCAGAUCGGCAAGGACGUCCCCACCUUCGCCGACGCAACCGCCAUCGCAGACCAGAUCAUCAAGUCCGGCAUCAAGUUCGACAAGGUCAACCUCAUCUACAACAAGUACGUCUCGGCCCUCUCCUUCGAGUCCGACGUCAUCGAGGUCUUCUCCGAAAACGCGCUCCGCAACGCCACCCAGUUCAAGCUCUACGAGCAGGAGGACGACGUCACCAAGGACCUCGCCGAGUUCGCCUUUGCCAACGCCGUCUACGCCGCCCUCGUCGAGGGACACGCCUCCGAGAUCAACUCCAAGCGCAACGCCAUGGACAACGCCUCCAAGAACGCCGGCGACAUGAUCUCCAACCUCAACAUGAUCUACAACCGCGGUCGACAGGCCGCCAUCACCAACGACCUCGUCGACAUCAUCACCGGUGCCUCCGCUCUUUAA